Messenger RNA from Chlorocebus sabaeus (green monkey), 1302 nucleotides. RefSeq names its product olfactory receptor 52H1. Gene Ontology annotation, cellular component: plasma membrane. Gene Ontology annotation, biological process: G protein-coupled receptor signaling pathway. Gene Ontology annotation, molecular function: G protein-coupled receptor activity; olfactory receptor activity. The record is from RefSeq and is a predicted model, not a curated record. NCBI's taxonomy places the organism in Eukaryota, Metazoa, Chordata, Mammalia, Primates, Cercopithecidae.
AUAUGACGUAUUUCUGCGAAAUAUUGCAAUAACAUUUUUAUUAUGGCUUAAAAUUAUAACUGAAAAUUUGACAGAUCUUUAUUGUAAAGAGAAGAGAAGAGGGAUAAGUUGUCAUUUCCUGGAACUGAAAGUGAGGGGAUAAUAUUGGAGAAGGGUCCUUCCGAUCAGAGGCAGAUUUUUGUAGAUCACAGUAACAAUCAGCCAUACAACUUUUAUUUUCAGUUCACUAGACACAUCUAAUUGAUGACUAUAAUGACAACAUUCAACUUGAGCAGCUUCAAUCCAGGCCCAUUCAUCCUACUGGGGAUUCCAGGGCUGGAGCAUUUUCACAUCUGGAUAGGGAUUCCCUUCUUUAUUACUUACGUUGUGGCACUUGCAGGCAAUAGCGUCCUUCUCUACCUAAUUUCUAUGGAGCAGAGCCUCCAUGAACCCAUGUUCUUUUUCCUUUCCAUGCUAGCUACUACAGAUCUCAUGCUGUCUAAUACAUGUUUACCAAAAACAUUUAGCAUCUUCUGGCUGGGUCCUCAGGAAAUCACCUUUCCUGGAUGUCUUACUUAGAUGUUUUUUCUCCACUACAGCUUUGCCAUGGAUUCUGCCAUCCUUCUGGCCAUGGCGUUUGAUCAUUAUGUUGCUAUUUGCUUCCCUCUAAGAUACACCACUAUUGUCACUCAUGAAAUUAUUACUAAGAUUGUGGUGGGUAUUAGCAGCAGGAGCUUUUUCUUCCCAUGUGUGUUCCUGUUAAAGCGACUACCUUUCUGUAAAACACUCAUCAUUCCCAACACAUACUGUGAGCACAUAGGCAUUGCCCAGCUUGCCUGUGCGGACAUCUCCAUCAACAUCUGGUAUGGCUUUGCUGUGCCUAUAAUGACUGUCAUAUCAGACCUGAUUCUCACUGGCAUCUCCUACACUCGUAUUCUUCAUGCUAUCUUUAACCUUCCAUCCUUAGAUACCCGCCAGAAAGCCCUCAGCACAUCUGGUUCCCACAUUUGUGUCAUUCUUACAUUCUACACACCAGCCAUAUUCUCCAUCCUUGCCCACCGUUUUGGUCACAAUAUUCCUCAUUCCUUCCACAUACUAUUUGCCAACCUCUACGUAGCUAUCCCCCCUGCACUCAAUCCAAUCAUCUAUGGAGUGAAGACCAAGCAGAUUUGAGACAAAAUCAUCCUCCUCUUUUUCUCUAAGGGAACCAGUGACAUGAAGCUGACAGCUUGGGAAAGAAAUCAGGUAAUUAUAUUGAUUUUCUAGUAUUUCUUAUUUUUUAAAAGCUGGAAUCCUUACAACUUUGACUUAAAUGUAUAUGAA